Messenger RNA from Metarhizium acridum CQMa 102, 3507 nucleotides. Its product is annotated as DNA repair protein rad2. Gene Ontology annotation, cellular component: nucleus. The record is from RefSeq and is a predicted model, not a curated record. Gene Ontology annotation, biological process: nucleotide-excision repair. Gene Ontology annotation, molecular function: DNA endonuclease activity; single-stranded DNA binding. NCBI's taxonomy places the organism in Eukaryota, Fungi, Ascomycota, Sordariomycetes, Hypocreales, Clavicipitaceae.
AUGGGUGUGAACGGCCUCUGGACCGUUGUGCAGCCAUGUGCGCGUCCAACCAAUCUCGCAACACUCAAUCGCAAGCGCUUAGCUGUCGAUGCCUCCAUCUGGAUUUACCAGUUCCUCAAAGCUGUCCGAGACAAAGAAGGCAAUGCCCUGCGCAACUCCCAUGUAGUCGGCUUCUUCCGCCGCAUUUGCAAGUUGCUGUGGUUCGGCAUCCAACCUGUGUUCGUGUUUGACGGUGGCGCACCAGCACUCAAGAGAGCAACCAUCCAAAGAAGGCAGAGAAGGCGCGAGGGCCGCAGAGAAGAUGCGGUUAGAACUGCGGGGAAGCUUCUCGCUGUGCAGAUGCAGCGCAUCGCCGUCGAGGAACAAGAGAGGCGGAAGCGAGUCGACGACGGCGACUUUGCAGUCAGAGAGGAGGAAGCACUACGCGAAGAAAUCCCCGAUGCAAGUAACAUCGCGUACGUUGACGAAAUUGGUAUGACGCAGAAGGAAAAGAUGCAAUCUCGACGAUUUCAUAAACAGGAUGCCUAUCAUCUUCCCGAGCUUGAAGGUGGUAUCGCACCCAUGGGUAAAUCAGACGACCCGCGAAUCAUGAGCAUUGAGGAGUUGGAAGAGUAUGCGCGGCAAUUUAACAAUGGUGAAGACAUCAACCUCUAUGACUUCAGCAAGAUUGACUUCGACGGCGAUUUUUUCAAGAGCCUGCCCCCUCCUGAUCGUUACAAUAUCUUGAAUGCAGCGAGACUGAGAAGCAGGCUGAGAAUGGGUCUUAGCAAGGACCAGUUGGACGACAUGUUCCCCGAUCGUAUGGCAUUCUCGAGAUUUCAGAUUGAACGUGUCAAGGAGAGAAAUCAUCUUACCCAAAGGCUGAUGUAUGAGGUUGGCAUGGUUGGCACAGAUUUGACGCUAGGCGUCAACGCUCGUGUUGCUGGAGAAAAGGACCGCGAGUACAUCCUGGUCAAGAAUGAGGGUGUUGAAGGCGGAUGGGCACUUGGUGUCGUCAGCAAAGAGAAGGAUAUUGGUGAGGCGCAUAAGCCAAUUGAUGUGGAUGCUAUUCAAGUUCAUUACCAAACAAAAAACGAGCAGGAUGCAGAGGAGGAUGACGAUGCUGAUUUUGAGGACGUCCCCAUUGAGGGAUUAAAUCGACUACCAAAGCCAAAGCCGUAUUCCACAGCUGCAAGCUUACAAACUGCGCAAGAGAUUGCUGAACGGCGGCAGCAAUAUUAUGGUAGCCGAAAGGACAGGUUUGCAGAAGACCAGGAGGUGGAAGGCUCACUAUUUGUUGGAGGGAAUUCGGGCCAAAACGUCCCCAUUCUCGAGGCGACAGCCCAAGACCAACUGCAUCCUGAGGAAGAAGAUGACUUGAAUCGUGCGAUUGCCUUGUCUCUCAAAAACCAGCAUGAGCUGGAUAACGAGUCUGGGAUCGAUGACCUUUUCGAAGAUGUGCCAAUAGAUGAACCCGAAUGGACACAAAAAGCCGUCGACGCACCAAGGCCCAUUAUCGGCAAGGGAGGCUCCAUGAUUGCCCACAUUGUGAACAAUCGAGCAAAUGCCUCUGUCCCAAAGCGCAAUGAGGCAAAGAAUUCUAUCGAUAGUGAUAGCGAGGAUGAUAUGGAGGCUUUGCUGGCCAAGUCACGAAUGGCCAAACGGGCUCAACCGAAACCAGUCAUUGAGAAUAAGAAGAACCCAUUUGAUGGACCACUUCCAUUCCCAAAGCUAGAUUGGGGCUCAUCGCUAUUUUCUAAACCGCCUGCUCAGAAGGACGCAAAUAAAGUUAUUCAAGCUGGUAUUGCAAAUGAGACCAAUGCUGAGGAUGACAUGGCUGGCGGGUUUGAAGUAGAGAAACAACUUGGAGAUGAGCCAGCACCAUUACCACCAUGGCUGGUUGACGACACGGAUAUCAGAGAUUCGUUGAAGCAGCAGCAGGACGCAGAGCGGGAGAUAAAUGCUGAGGAUAAAUUGGAGGCAGAAGAGGAAGAACGCCUUCGACGGAAGGAGAUGCAGGACCGCAUGAUUGAGAUUGAUUCAUCGUCAGACGACGGAAGCGAUAUUCAGAUUGUAGAGAUUCCUCCUUCGCCGACACCAGUAGCGGAUGAGGCGGAUGGCAAACAGGUGCCAGCCGAAGAAUCACAGGCGCAAACAUCCCCGAGCAAGCGGAAUAGGCCAGUAGAAUCCCCGGAUUCAAUAUCUGAAGAUGUAACACCUCCGGCCGCCAAAAGUCCCUCUUCAACGGGACUUGAAAACGAAUCGGAGUCCCCAGAACCAAUGUUUGAAGAUGUUCUCCCCGCGGAACCAACCAUCACUACUCCCCGCAAACCAACAGAGAACGACUCGUCAUCUCCCCUGUUCGAAGACGUCCCGCCAGUACAUCCCCCAGUCUCGGGCACUGCCAACCCUGCCACAGAGGCCGACGAUCCCUUCGCCGACGUUGAAUACGAAGAAUUCAGCGAUCCCGAGGAUGAAGAGCUCAUGGCCCAAAUGGCCGAAGAAGCCGAGGAGCACGCUCGCUUCGCCAGCGAGCUCAACAACAAAUCCGCUCAACAAAAUCGUCAAGACUAUGAAAAGGAGCUCCGGCAGCUUCGUAACCAACAAAAGAAGGAUCGUCGCGACGCAGACGAGGUCACACAAGUCAUGAUUACGGAGUGCCAAGCCCUCCUUCGACUCUUUGGUAUUCCCUACAUCACCGCUCCCAUGGAGGCAGAGGCCCAGUGCGCCGAGCUCGUAAGGCUAGGCAUCGUGGAUGGCAUCGUGACGGAUGACUCCGACACGUUCCUGUUUGGAGGCACGAGGGUGUACAAGAACAUGUUCAACAGUAACAAGUUUGUGGAGUGCUACAUCAGCAAGGAUCUGGAAAAGGAACUGUCCCUUUCCCGAGACCAACUCAUUUCACUCGCGCAGCUCCUCGGAUCCGAUUACACGGAGGGUCUGCCGGGCGUAGGGCCCGUCACGGCUGUCGAGAUCCUGUCGGAAUUUCCUGGAAAAUCAGGCCUGGAGGACUUCCGCGAGUGGUGGACUUCUGUGCAGUCGCAGUCUCGCCCAAAGGAAGCAGAUGCGGCGUCGCCGUUUCGCAAGAAGUUCCGCAAGACGCAGGCCACGAAGCUGUUCUUGCCACCGGGUUUCCCCAAUCCAGCCGUGUAUGAGGCGUAUCUGCACCCCGAGGUGGACGACACUGCUGAACCGUUCCAGUGGGGCGUGCCUGAUCUAGAGGGACUGCGAAGGUUUCUGAUGGCGACCAUCGGGUGGAGCAAGGAGCGAACGGAUGAGGUGCUGGUCCCCGUGAUAAGGGAUAUGAAUAAGCGCGAUAUGGAAGGGACGCAGAGCAAUAUCACGAGGUUCUUUGGCGGUGGCGUGGGUGCUGGAGCGAGGGAGGCGUUUGCGCCAAGGGCGAACAAGGUCAAGGGGAGCAAGAGAAUGGCGGCCGCGGUCGAGAAGCUGAGGGCGAAUAUGGGAGAUGCAGAGGGUGAGGGGACGAAUAAGAGGAGGAGAAGGGAUGUAGUUGACGACGAUGGAUGA